Messenger RNA from Jatropha curcas, 2430 nucleotides. Its product is annotated as mitogen-activated protein kinase kinase kinase 1. Gene Ontology annotation, cellular component: cytoplasm. NCBI's taxonomy places the organism in Eukaryota, Viridiplantae, Streptophyta, Magnoliopsida, Malpighiales, Euphorbiaceae. Gene Ontology annotation, biological process: protein phosphorylation; MAPK cascade. Gene Ontology annotation, molecular function: MAP kinase kinase kinase activity; ATP binding. The record is from RefSeq and is a predicted model, not a curated record.
UGACUGCUUCUCUUUCCUUCUUCAAAAGCAUUUCCAUUUGCAAUAUCCGCGUGGAGUUUUUCUAUUUCUUUUCUACUUCUCUUCCCUCCUGCUCUUUCAACUUCUUACCAGUUUAUGAGACAAGUGGUAUCGGAAAACGCUGCCGUAAUGGACGCAAAGCACAAAAGUUUAAAACCGAAACUCGAUCGCCGGAACGCCGUCAAGAACAUCGACUACGACGCGUCGUAUUCUUCUUAUUCUUCUUCUUCUUCUUCGUCUAAUUCCUUCUCUAUGGAUGACUCUACUCACGGAACUCGUUACCUCAAUUUAGAUCCUAAGACUAGCUUUCGGAUAAAAGGAAUCGAUGGUGAAUUCGACCUUAUUUGCCAGACUUUGGGUUUUUCUGGUCCUGAAGAUUUUGCUAUUCCUACAGCAGUUUGGGAAGCUCAAAAAGCUCGUCGUUCUUCCUUCGAUAGUGGCUUGCGUUUGCAUAAUUCGGCUUUGCCCGACGGUUUAUCGGCUCAAUUUGAGACUAAAUUUAUGCUUAGUAAAGCUAAUGCUGGUUUUGAGCGAGAAAAUUUGGGUUCUAAGUUGAAUAAUUGUUUCCAUUGUGAUAAAGAUCAUCCGGUUUCUUUACAGCUAAGUGGAAAUGGUUCCAGUGAUUUUAGUAAAAGAAAAGGCGAGUUUUCUAAUUUGAAGAACGAGUCGAAUUUAGCUGAGUUCGUAAAGGGAGCUGGAUUUGAGCGACGAGGAGUUAGUGUGAGGUCUGUUAGAGGCCUUGAAAGUGGUGGAGGGAUUAAAGGUGAGAGACCGCCGGUUUUAGCGCCGCCACCGGCGAGGUUACUGCCGCCGGUGGUUGAUAAUGUGAGUUCUACUUGGGAUAUAUUGAAAUCUUUUGCUCCUCAAGAUGAUGAAGAUUCGGAUUCUUUGAUUAAAGCUAGGGGUAUAAGCUCUUCCAAUGAAAGUAAUAGAGUGAUUGACGAGAACGAGGUGGAGGAGGAUAGUGAUGCAUAUGAAGGGAGAGCACAAAUGAAUGAGGCGAGCGCAGCAGAGAAUAGAUUUCUCAAUGAACCUUGCUUGUCUCUGUCAAAUGAUGACGGUGGUAGCAACUGCGGGGAUGAUAAUGAAGAUAAUACAAUUGUCGCUGUCAAUAUUAUGGAGCCGGUGCAUUGUAUUUCUCCGAAUGGGAAAUUCAAAAGAAAUAUAUAUUCCUGGCAAAAGGGUGAGCUAUUGGGGAGUGGAUCUUUUGGAACAGUGUAUGAAGGGUUCACAGACGAUGGAUUCUUUUUUGCUGUAAAGGAGGUUUCUUUGCUGGAUCAAGGAAGCCAAGGGAAGCAAAGCAUUUUACAACUUGAGCAGGAGAUUUCUCUAUUAAGAGAGUUUGAACACGAGAAUAUAGUUCAAUAUCUUGGAACAGACAAGGAUGAAGCUAAGCUUUACAUCUUCCUUGAGCUAGCAACAAAGGGUUCACUUGCAAAGCUUUAUCAGAAGUACCGUUUGAGGGAUUCCCAAGUCUCUGCAUACACAAGACAAAUUUUGAGUGGUUUAAAAUAUCUCCAUGACCAGAAUGUGGUUCAUAGGGAUAUCAAAUGUGCCAAUAUAUUGGUGGAUGCAAAUGGAUCUGUAAAGCUUGCAGAUUUUGGAUUGGCAAAGGCAACUAAAUUCAAUGAUGUUAAAUCUUGCAAAGGGACUGCAUAUUGGAUGGCCCCAGAGGUUGUUAAUUUAAAGAAUCGUGGCUAUGGACUUGCAGCUGAUAUAUGGAGCCUUGGAUGUACCGUGUUGGAGAUGUUGACUGGUCAACCCCCAUAUUCUCACUUGGAAGGCAUGCAAGCACUGUUUAGGAUUGGCAAGGGGGAACCUCCUCCUGUUCCAGAUUCCUUAUCAAGAGAGGCCCGAGAUUUCAUCCUUAAGUGCUUACAUGUCAAUUCAAAUAAUCGGCCUACAGCAACUCAGCUGUUGGACCAUCCGUUUGUGAAGAGACCACUUCAUACUUUCUCGAGCCCCUCUUCUCCUCAUUUCAGCGGCUUAAACUCAUGAAAAAUUUUGAUCAACCUGAAGCUAAUGUGUUGAGGAUCAUGCAGACAUGACACAUGCGUCAGAACAUCGCUGGAUGUCAUAUAAGCCAAAAGAUGCAUUCCACAUCUACCUUGUGGGUGAAAAUAGACUCCUGGAGGGGAACACAUGGGCGCAUUGGCUUCAUAAUUGAGCUCCUGGCAAAUUGUUUCUCUUUUUUGUUAAAUCUUUCAUUGUUGUAAUUUUGUAGCAUCAAUUAUCAUUUACCAAAUAGAAGGUUAGCGAUUCUGCAUUAACCUAUUUUUCCCUUUUUGGGAUAGCAGCAGUCAGGUCGUUGAGUAAUUGUAAAUAUAAGAAAAAAAAAAUGUAAAUAUUGUAUUGUAAAAAGAGAAAUAACAGAGAAAAAUAGCUAUGAUUUCUCUUUUUUUAGCUUUGUCA